Toxorhynchites rutilus septentrionalis is the source of this 22070-nucleotide messenger RNA. RefSeq names its product protein amalgam (gene DIP-lambda). The record is from RefSeq and is a predicted model, not a curated record. Gene Ontology annotation, cellular component: neuron projection. Bases 1966 to 3507 code for a protein of 513 amino acids. Lineage: Eukaryota; Metazoa; Arthropoda; Insecta; Diptera; Culicidae. The transcript has 13 exons.
UUCCGUACGGUCGGGCUUCGGAUUUAUGUGUUGCGUACAAUCGCGCGGAUAUUUUAUGAUUUGUACCAACAGGAGUGUGUAACAAGUUUUGAUUCGACACUGUCGAGUGGAUCGGAACGGCUACUAGGGUGGGUGACGGUAAAAGACCGGUCAGGUGUUCUCGUAGCGUCACCAUCCCGGACAAUGUGAUUUUAAGACGCUUAUGUUGAAUGAACGUACGGAUUUCGAAUGGUGCAUUUCGGGUUCGGGGUGUUUUUACUCUUUGUGAAACCGGCGAAAACGAAUGAAAGAACUGUGAACGGCUUAUGUGUGAACGAUAGAUGCUAAUCGAGAAGCACUGCUCGGAGAAAUUGGAUCACUCCGUGCAUGUCCUGAUUACGAUAGGACCACACACGAAAAGGUACCGAGGGAACGCGCCGAUGUGAAUGACGGUGGUGUCGAUGAUGACGGUUGUGAUUCCACAGUUUCAAAUUCCAAUUUAUUAGCAUUGUUCAUUGUCGUGUGAAGAGCUGACAGAGAGCGGUGGGGGGCGCGUGGUAUCCUGGAUGAGGAUGAGUGAUUUCGCAUGCUGAAAAUCUUGUGAAUAUCGCAACGGUAAGAAUAAUAACGAUACGAAGAAGACGCGGGUAGUUCAUCUGUUUGUUUUUGCCACUGCGAGACUCUCGAAAACAGUGAAGGGUGACAGGCUUGUGUUCUGAUUCUGUCGUGUUUUUGCGCGCAAACAUCGGAAGCGUUUGAAAUAGCCUAGUUUAUGUUCCGCUCAUCGGCGCGUCUGUUUUCUUUUUUCGGGGAUGAUAACAAUUGCGUGACAUAGAAAAGCGUGCCCAGCCAGUGAACUCUCCAUGCCAAUGGGUGGAGGAAAUUGCCUUAUGGUGGUGAGAAUGUGCGUGUCUGGGAAAGUUUUUGCUCCCUAAUAUAUAGUGGAAUUAGCUUUUAUUGUUAUGGCAAAAGCGCUGGAGGCAGUUGUUGAUGUUUCAUAACGAUGAUUGUUAUCUGAGAUUGAGUAUUAACAAUUAUGUUUAUUCGUCGAGUCGACGUGUGGCAGUUUGUUUUUGAUAGAUGUUAAUUGGAAUCUACGAUAUGGUGGAAGGAGAGUGCCAUUGAGCUACCGCGAAGUUCUGCUUGAGGAUUGAUGCAUUGAAUGUUGCGAUAGUAAAUUGCGGAGACGAGUUCGUACGAGUUAUAAAUGUGUCUCGGAAUUGGACAUUCAAGUUUUUUUGGGUCUAGAAACUAAGAGAUUAUCACAUAACAUCUCCAUCUAAUCUCUCCGCUCUGCGUUCAAUCCAGACAGCAUCGUACUACAGAGGUAGUAUUACCAGCUAAGCCGAUUAUGGUGUCUGUCACAUGCUCGAACAGCUGAAGUUGCCACAUAUAAUUGGUGUUGCUACCGUUUUGACUUGCGAAAGAAAUGUCGUCAGGGACAGAAUUCCUCCGGAUGUCACGUCGUUCUGAGCAGCCAUCAGUAAUAACCCAAUGAAGUUCCACUUCCCAUCGGAGAAGAACUUGAAUCAUCAACGGAGCAGCCCUGAAGCACUAUCCAGCAUGAAGCAUCGAUGCAAUUACGAGUGCACCCACCGCUAAAUGACAACCCGAAAAACGAAACAAUUAGUCUCAUUCUCAGUGAUAUAAAUGCACCGUCAGAAUCGCGUAAAUGAAUUAACAUCGGCGAAGUUCUCGAUUCGACGGGACAGCGAACAGCUGCAUUCAGUGUGACGGCUGUUGUGUGGCAAAACUGUGCAAAUUUGGCAAAUAAAGAGUGGUUCACUCGUGGUGGAAAAUAAUAAUAUAUAAAAGUGCACAAUAGAAAGUGGUGGAGUUGUAAAGUGCAUUGGUCGCCGCGAAUUUGGUGGGACGUUGGGAGGAAGAAAAAAAACGGAAUCGCUUUGGGCAUCGAGAGCAUACAUAUCUAAAAGUGGCGCAUAAAAUCGUAACAGGAGCAACAGAGUGCCGAAACGGAGCCUAGAAAUGGGACACAUAAAUUUUGUGGAGCUCAAGCUUUUGUUGAAUAUAUUGUUCAUAGCCAUACUGGUAAACGGUCAUGGAUCGCAAACCGAAUCACAGCCGGAGUUUUUGGCCCCACUGGACAACCUCACGGUGACACAAGGGCGGGACGUGUCGUUCACCUGUGUGGUGAACAAUCUUGGACAAUAUCGGGUGGCAUGGAUAAAGUCCGACUCGAAGGCGAUCCUGGCCAUCCACACACAUAUGGUGGCGGUGAAUCCACGCCUAUCGGUCACGCACAACGGACACAACACCUGGAAGCUGCACAUUUCGCACGUUCAGCUGAACGACUCCGGAAGCUAUAUGUGCCAAGUCAACACGGAUCCAAUGCGGCAUCAGUCAGGCAACUUAGACGUGGUAGUCCCACCAGAUAUACUGAACACAAACGAUCCGAACAGUGCCUCCUUAGAGGAGGGCGUUGCCAACGAGGGUGGCAACAUCCAACUUGUGUGCCAAGCGGUAGGAGUGCCGCUACCAAAUGUUCAAUGGCGUCGGGAAGGGAGCAAGGAUAUCGUCGUUCGCAAUGAUGGACGGGAUAAGCAAGUGGUGAAAUUCGUCGAAGGAGAAAGACUGAUAUUGAAUCAAGUGCAACGAACAGAUAUGGGAGGAUAUUUGUGUAUUGCUUCAAAUGGAAUACCUCCCUCGGUUAGCAAACGAUACGAUGUUCAAGUCAACUUCCCACCGAACGUGAAGGCAGGCAAUCAGCUAGUGGCAGCUCCAGUGGAGAGCCACGUUAUGCUACAGUGCAUCGUGGAGGCGUUCCCAGCGCCCCUCAAUGGAUGGUACAAAAAUGACGGAAUCAAACUUUACGAAGGAGAAAAGUAUGUGACCAGCGAGGAGAAAAUCAACGCGUUCAGCUGGCAGCUGAAUCUGACGGUGAAAAACCUCCAGAAGUCCGACUUCGGAGCUUACGUGUGCUCCAGCAUUAACGCCCUUGGGAAGGCGGACGCGAGGAUACGAUUGCAGGAGCUUCGGUUACCCCCGAAGCCGACGACAACUCCCACACCGUACGUGCCGCCUACACCGAAGCAGCCUAGGCGAAAGCAGCAUCAUCAGAGCCAUGGCAAGGCGAGCCACGAUAGCAACGGAAAGGGUGGCCUGAGCGGUGGAUUCAACCGAGACAGCUACAUCAUCAAUCACAUCCAGGAGAACGACUUGCUCGGUGGUUUCGCUUCGGAUGUGCCACCCAGAGGAGGAGCCCUCGGCCCGGGCGCUGGCUACGGAUCGGGAUCGGGAGGUACGUAUGGCGUGGGGUCCGGAACCAACGGCGGAGCCGGUACCGGUGGAAGCAGUUUAGAGAAGGCACGCAACACCCAGAUGCCUGCGCCCAUCCCUUCGCGGCAACCGCCCCACUGGAUACGCAACAGCGGCUCGGCUUCGACCACUUCGGCGCCCACAUUCGGAGCGGCCCAACUCGCCGGGCUGCUGCCCCGGCGGUGGCUGGCGUGCGCUAGCUGUUGUUUGCUGAUGAUUUAUGGUCUGUUGAUGGUGCUGACAUUUACAUGAAAUUAUGUCUAUGGGUGUUAUCAUUACUGUUAGGAUGCGUGUGCAUGUUAUCAUCGUUAUAAAUAUAACUCAAUGUGUACUAAUAUUUAUUCGGUAAAUACAGCGUUGAGUGAUCCUCUGGAGCGGAGCCGUGCCUCGGUCGGGAUGUGUGUUACUGGUCUUCUGGUUGAUCCCAGCGGGUGGUCAUCGAUGAUUUUUAAGCUUAUUGCAAUUUUGUUUAUUCAAAUUGUUCCAGUCUGGUUUCAAUGAUAGCGAUUACAUCUUUGAGUUGUGGCUUCAACUAAAUCAUGCGGAACAAUAAAUAUAUGAAAUAAUUUUCAAUAGUAGAAUUUCCUCGUAAAUUGAUGCUAUUUAUUUAUAUUUUAUUUUGCAUUUUUCAUACACAUGUGGUCGGGAUCGUUUUUCAGGGCUAUACAACACACUUAUAAUUUAAAAACGUUUUACUUGUGCGAUGCCUUGAUAAUUCUGCUUUUCAUCUAUUAUUUAUUCCUUACAAACAAAAUUAUUUUAACAGUUAUGUCACUCCACUAUACACGCCCAAUUACCAAAAACGCUGGUAACGCUUAUCUCGCUUAUCAAUCACGAGCUUCGAGCACCUCCGAGGAUCACUCCAUUCUGGACAGGGCAAAUAUUUACACUUUUCAAUCUGACGGUUACUAUCGAGAAUAUCGUGUGCGUGCGUGUGUGCGUGCGUGUGUGCGUGCGUGUGUGCGUGGGCGUGCGUUUAUAAAUGCUGAAUAUGAGUGAGCAAAAGGGAUACAUAAUCAAAAAGUUGAGUAUAAAAUAGUGCAUAGUUACGUAAAAUUGAUUUUCCACUAAUGCAUAGAAAACAAAAAAAGAUGAAUUCAGAGAGUGAUCAACGAUGAUGAGGUAGGUAAAUUUGAGAUGGUAAACAGCAUAUGGUGAAUAUCAGACACAGACAAAAAAACUGGUAAUAUAUACGGUUAUAAACUAAAGAAACGUCAGCAUGGUGAAAUGUACAUAUUAUUGGUUUAUUCAGAAACAUAUUGACGUUUGUAUGGGCACUCCAUCAAUCAUUAUAAUCGGUUGAUACUGUAACUAAUGGCUUUUUGAAAACUGAAACAUACAGAUCCGAAAAAGUAGAAACGAAAAGUUGGAAAGUUGAGUCUCGCGGUAACAGGAUACAUUGAAUGUGUGUGCGUGUGGGAUCGAUGUGAUGCGGACAAAAUGUUAAUUGCGUUAUUUUAUUAUAAGUGCACUUUUUGACUAUACAUUAGUGGGUUUGUUGCUAUCAAGCUGCGAGUCAUAAAUCAAAUUAUCUCAUCGAAUACGAAUGAUAAUGGGAUUAAGGGCGAGAAGCUGCACGCUGUUAGAUAAAGCUAUUUUAUGAACCAUUCAGUGAUUGUUGUGCGUUACAAGUAAUCCUGAUUUGUUCUCUGUUGAUAGGUAGUACUUUGACAAUUCAGGUGUGCCAAUUAAAACUGGGACAUAAUAGUUAUAGGUGGCAAAAAUAUGUUAUAUAAGGGAACCUUAAGUAAAAGUUAUAAAAAUAUAUAACUAUCUCACCACGAAUCGAUAAUCUAAGUCUCUAUUAAUCAUAAAAAAUGUUUUGAGGUAUUAAUUUCGCUAAAUUGAUGUGCUCGGUAACUUUGAAAAAUAAGAAAGUGUUGGGAAAGGCGGACGCUUGAAGGGAAAGAUGGACACUAACUGUUAUUAUAUAUAAUUAUAUUUUGAAAUUCAAGUUGAUGUACUCUACAGUUUUUGGAAGUCUUCAAAUAGGCUUUAAAAAUGAUUGAACGAAAAGGCUUCACUAAAAUCACCUAAAAGGGCCUGGUUUUUAUUCUCAUUUUUUCUUGUCUAAAAUAACUUUCGGCAUCCGGAAUGACAGAUUCGGAUUAAGUUUGAUCUAGGCUUUUCCAGUCAUCUGAGUAUGUUUAUUGAACGAAUGCUUCAGUCCGUUUUUUGCCCAAUUCGAAAACAAAUAUUUUGACUUCAGUCAUGGACUUCCCAUCGCUGGACCUUUACCAAGAUUUUACCAUAAGAAGCGAACCAUCGUUCCGUUCAUCUGUUACAAAGGCAGUAACAUAGAGGUUCAGGUUCUAUUUGAAGGUUGUGUCCCAUUCACCCGAAUACCAUUCACCCGAAACACGUUUAACCGAAGCACAUUUACCCGAAUGUAACACAUACCCGAAUGAAAUUCAUCCGAAUGUAACAAAUACCCGAAUGUAACAUAUGCCCGAAUGGGCAUUUACCCGAAUGCGCAAAUACCCGAACGGACAUUUACCCGAAUGGAACGUUUACCCGAAUGUAGCAAAUACCCGAAUGCGACAUUUACCCGAAUGGAAUGGUUACCUGAAUGAAGAAGCGGCGGCCUCUCGCAAUCAAAGCUUUGUUCCACCGAUUGCCCGGUUUGUUUGAAACAUAGGAGACGAUCCUUUAGUCAGGUCCGACCGAGCGCUAGCCUGGUGCAUUACGUUUGCCCGGUUAACUAUGCAUGUCGUGUAUUUUGAUAUCAGAAGAAAUUUUAUUGCCAAAAAAUAAAUUCAUAAUCAAAAUUGCACUUCAGUGCCAUAAUACGUAUGUACCAAAAUUGUCAGCUUUUUUUUUUUGAGUAAACGGGCUGCGUCAUCCAUAUAAAUGGAUAAACUUAUAAUACGUUAUAAAACUCCAUUCUUCCACUUUUCAUUAUUUUGAAAAGGAACUUAUUCGACGCUACUAUUUAUCAUAUUGCGCUACCCACGAAAAAUACUUUUUGAAUGGAAAUGAACAUACGAGAAAAAUAUGAUCUUCAUAAAACACUGAUCAGAAAUAAAUAUACAAAUGCUUCCUAAAAAUAACAUUAUUCGAAUAUAUCCUUCUUUCGGGUAAGUGUCGCAUUCGGGUAGAUGUUACAUUCCGGUAAAUUUUAUAUUCGGGUAAAUGUUACAUUCGGGUAAAUGUUACAUUCGGGUGACUGUCAUAUUCGGGUAAUUGUUGCAUUCGGGUAAAUGUUGCAUUCGGGUAAGUGUCGGUUCGGGUAGAUGUCACAUUCGGGUAGCUGUCGCAUUCGGGUAUUUGUUACAUUCGGGUGAGUGGAAUUCGGGUGAAUGUCUUUAGGGGAACUGUCUUUCGGGUGAGUGGAUUUCGGGUAAAUGUGACACAAUUGUUUUUGAACUCGAUGUAGAUAUCCUAAAUAUAUAUUAUUUUAAUAACAAUUUUCUAGCAUACUUUAUAGAAAUGAUAAAAUUUAAACAUAGUUCCUUGUUCAAGUAUCGGACUGGAAGCCAAUCAUUCGAGUAGAGGGAUGUGCUGCAGAAAUAUAAGGUACUCGUUCCCGUCGUUCUCGAUGUCUGAGUGUCGCAAAUUUUGCUUUGAAAUUACGACGUCCUUCUGAUUCAGAUCUUUCCAACAACAGCUGUGGUAGCUCAGGUUAUCCAUUUUAACCCUUUGCGGUCGUAUUAAUUUAAAUAUUUUGUAAACAAUAUAUAUGUAUUAACUUAACAAUGUGUUUUCAUGUAAUGUUUUCAUAUAAACAUUAUAUUUUAUAAUUCGUCUUCAUAUGAAAUCUUUCGAAACAGUCUCCAAGAGUUAAUCAUAUUAAUCAUAAUCAAUACACACUUUUAUUUUUACUAUCCGUUGAAUAUGAAACACUUUUGCCAUUGAUGCAUUAAAUGUGUAAUUAAUACCAACAAUGUUUAUCCGAAAAGAACAGCACUUUUCAAUUUUAACAAACAAUUUUUUUACAUCAGAUUAUUCAGGUGGCAUAGGAAACUUAUGCAAACAAUUAUUCUGCUAUUUAGGAACAACUAUUUUAACAUAAUUUAAACCAGCAGUUACUCAAAUAAUGAUUUCUGCGUAUCCGAAAUGGUCAGAACUUCUCACUUUAGAUGAACAAAGAUUUUGUCGCUUGAAACACUAUAAUUCUGCUGUUAUGAUUUUUGUCCCACAUUCCUAUGCAUUCAACGCACUGUGCGUUGUCUUGUGUGGGUGACUACUUUGUUUGAUACUAAGUACCGUAAACCGGGGGCAAAUUGAUCACUAAUUUCAGAAAAAUGUGAAUAUUUUCGAUUUUUUUUUAUAGAUUUAUACCCAGUUAUUUUUAAAAUCAGUACUGGUGCUAAGGCCACAAAACCUUAUGGUAAGUUUUGUUCGAAAAAUCCUGAAGCGUUAAUUUGGGAAAUUUUUAGCAUAUAAUUUUAAAAUGUAGCUUCGGGAAGAAAUCGAUCAAUCUAUAUUUAUCAAGAUUUUCUAGUAUCGUAUACACAAAAAUGUAUAAAAAAUCAAUUAUUUCUUCACCUACGGUCAUUUUAAUGAAAAUUCAAGGGUUUGAUGUUACAAAAACCGGAUUUAAUCCACCUAAAGGUGUGAUCAUGCCUUUCCAUAACUGGAUUUAAACAUUGAUCUGCAGGUCAUACGGAGACCAUUCGGGUUAUCCUAAUGUGGCCAAACACCCUUUAAAAUGGUCAUCAAUGAGCUUGUUUUGACAAAUGUGACAUCGAUAUGUCACAUGAUGGGAUUCGGUUCUGGUCAUUCGUGGUGCUUUUUUGUAAAAUAGUUUUUCUCACUUGUUUGAAUAGUAAUAACAAGUAUUUUAAUACUUAUUCAACUCAUCAAGUAUCGGCUAGAAGUGAAUUAUUAUGUUUAGCGUCUAUAAAUAUUGUUUUGAUGUGUUGAAAAUAUGUUUUUUACCAUAGUUUAAAAAAAGUGCUAUUUAGAAAAAUGUUAAUUUCCAUGCAAUUUUAAAAGUGAUUUGUUGAGAGCCAUUCAAAAAAAGAACCUUCAGAUGAUUAUUGAACAUGCAAGAUUAAAAAAGUUUAAAACUAAAUUGCAUAAUACCUCUGAAAAUUUAGGUUUGUUUUCAGUAAUUCGUUUAAUCAAUUUCACCCCGGUGAUCAAUUUGCCCCCAGACGACGGUACCGUUAUCUAUUACUCAUAGGAGCACCGUAUUUUUUCGUGAACAGCUUCGUUUAGGAAAAGCAUAAACUGAUACUUGGCUAAGUAAAAUAUGAGAUUAGCAUGGUUUCUUGCAGUGGUGGCUGAGAGCAGACAAACGACCACAAGGAGUUAAUCUUUUCUCCGUGAGAAAAUAUCACUUUCCGGUGUUCUGACUUCCAAGCCAUAUACUUUCUGACAAACCAGAGCCGGUUCUGCUCAUGGAUGUUUGGCAAUUUUGGGUUUCCUUGCAUUUUUUUUUCUACUUUUUCUUCUUGGAUGGCACUAACGUUCCUGUGGAACGUUUGCCUUCUCAACGUAGCAUUACUUGCGUCAUUUUUAUUAGUAAUACUUGGUUGAGAUUUCUAUGCCGAAAAACACGCCUUAAAUGUACUCUGGAGUGGCAAGCUCUAGAAUACGCGUGACCACAAUGCAAGCCGGAAGAAUUUUCUUUGACGAAAAAUCCCCCGGCCAGAACGGGAAUCGAACCCGAACCCCCGGCAUGAUAGUGUGGGACGCUAACGAAAUAACAGCGAGUCUAACGAACAGUGCUUGGACAUGAGUCGGGAGAAGGUGCGAAUGUAGUCCCGACUCAAGUCCAGACGUUUGAAUCAUGUUUUGAGGCUAACCUUAGGGAUGAUCGAGUGAAGCCACCGGCCCAAUUCAUCUUUGUUCCAUUUGCGUUGCCAGUUAGCGAUGGUGUUUUUAAGGACUGAAGAAAAACUCCCACCUUACUGGUAUUUGCCGGAUUCAUCAUCUAUAUUUUAUUCACUGUAACGCCAUUUUGACUGUGUCAAUGUUUAUUGGAAUUUGAGUAGUGGCAGCUUUCCACGUCCGGCAAGAAUAAGAAAUCUAGCUCAUGCUGCUCCAGAAAAAAACAGUAGUCUUUUCCGUGACGCUUCUGAAUAGUUUUCUGGUUCAUGUUUCUAGAAGUAUCGAACGUUUCGUUUUUCGAUUCACAACUGUAGAUUGACUACCAGACGGGGAACUUUUCGAGGAAUUUCGACUUCUUCUUGAUAUCACCGAAAUAUCAUAAUCCUGCCCAGUUCAAAAGUUAUGCUAACUUUUGAGCGGAAAGACCGGGAUUUUCAUUUCGAACGUGACGGAUCGAAUCGUGACGCUCUUGUUCUGGUGAAACAAUGAUGUAAACAAAUGAGCUUGUCGUGACAAUCAAUACCUACUGUGAUUCUAUACACUUUAAAAUUGAUUCAGUGAAAUGGACUCGGAAAUUACUGAACCGAUCAUCGCUUGGAUUUUUUACGUAGGGGUUUUUGGGAUAGUUCGAGACCUCUCCCCUACCAUACAACACAUAUAAAUGAAAUACAAAUUUCAGCAUAAUUAGAGAAUUAAUGAAGCAAACGAAACCAAAUUUGGCAUGUGAUGGUUUAUGGGUACGUAAAAUGUUUGUAUGAUGUAUUGAAAUACCUCCUCUGAAAGGAGGACUGGAAUGUGACGAAUAUAGAGGUCAAGAAAUGUUUCUACGAUGGUUUGGUUCCUAUCCCUUCUUUGGAAGGGUCUCAUAAAAAUGUUACACGUAUUUCAACUAAAUAUAUUCCAACUAAACAUGAUAAUUGAAAAUUUUCGUAAAACUCUGAAGGAAAAUGGGAAAAUUCGGUAUUCGGAUUUCUUCGUACUAAACCUUCAUGUUAUAUUACCAUCUCAUUCCCGACAAUUGUGAGUUACAAUUCUUAUCGAGGAGCUAAAAAAAAUUAUAAGAGGUUGUGUCCAAGACGCGAUCGCAAUGUUGACGUAGAACUACACUGUAAUUUAAUUUAAGUCGCUUGUUUAUAACUUCGGAUAUUAUUUUAUAAUGCUACGAAAUUUUAGAAUAAUUGCUCAGUAGAAUGGUUUGAUCGGGCUGAAAAGGUUUUUUUUUAAAUUCUAGGAUCAGUUGACGAUAAUUGAUUGAUGAUUCAUUCUUGUCCUCUCGGAACAAUACACUAGCUGAUCGCAUGUUGUAAUUUGUUUCAUGUUAGUGCAGUGUAAAUUUAGCUCCUACGCUUUUCCGGUGGCCUUUUUCGUUAUUGACAUACACUCGGCUACAGUCGUUUACAUACUUGUUGCACCUGCACCAUUAUCGCACAUCUCAUAACUACAUCUAUCUAUCCUUGGCACCGCAUGGAAACAACAACAAUGACAAUACUUGCAAGUAUCAAAUAUCAUGCUACAUAUUAUUGAGUGUUGUCUAAAUGGUUCUAGACAUCGUUCGUACAACGUAAACCAACCAGCACCAAACAAGCGUUCAACAUAGCAUGCCUGCAGAACCAUACAUUACGACUAAGAAUAUAAACAUAUCUAUUCUAUUCUGCGCUAUUCUCAAAAGAAACGCUGUUGUUAAUAUUACUGGCCUCGAAAAAAGUUGAAUAACUGCUCGAGAGAAGCGCAGCUGUCAUCCUUAGUGGAGAAAGUUUUGCUAUUGGCAAGCGAAACCAAAUCACAUACAAAAUUCCAUUACGACAUUUACUUCCUUGGUGAAUAAAUAAACGAAAUAAACUCUUCAUGUUAAUCUCUAUAAACUCGGAAAGAGUAGCAUUGCUUCAUUAUGAUCAAGAUUAGCGUAAACUCAAUUCUAGUCGAAGGCACUAUUGCAACUGGCACGAUUCUGGAUCAACUGCAACAUUUUCUUGUGAAUGUAAGCACACGCACCCCACACAGGCAUCGCGUAGCUAAUCACUGGAGAAAUGAUCGCCUUGAAGACUGCCUGUUUAUUAUGUCUGGAUAGUCGUGAACGUCGGGAUAUCAGCGAAUAAAGCGCCUGAGUAAGCCUUGUGCAUCUCACUACCAAUUUGUCUGGAUGGAUCUACAUAGCUGCUUGUCGUCGAUGGUGACACCAAGGUAGUACACUUCCUUCGACCAAUCAACUGGACGGCCAUUUACUUUGACGAAACAGUUAGCUGGCGGAAGCUGCUUCGGUGAGUGCUGAUGUCGGAAUAAAAUGACUUGGCUUUUCGACUCAUUGACCUUAAUUUUGCAGUCAUUCAAAUUGUGGCACUAGUGGUACUCCAGCCGUGACAAAUUUUAGCUCUGAAGAGGUUCCUGGAAGAUUGACUCCAAAAGCUCUGUUAGUAAGAUAUUCUCUUAUCAUUCUGACGAGAUAGUUCGGGAAUUUUGUCUGGACUAACUUGUGAAUGAGCCCGUUGUUCCACACGUUGUCGAACGCAUUUUCGACGUGUAGAAGGGUCAUAGCGGUGUUGUUGGAGAGCGCUCUGUUUUGUCGAAUGAUGUUUUAAACACGAACCAACUGAUGAACCGUUGAAUGCCCUUUUCGAAAGCAAAAUUGCUCAGGUACAAUGAUGUUUCUUUCUUCGAUGUGGAGCAUCAGUAAAUUAGCCGCUCAAAAACUUCACUCACUGCCGAUAGCAGUGUGCUGGGCCUGUAGAGUUGGAGUUGCAUGGAUCCUUACCAGGUUUCAGGAUAGGAAUUGCUUUCCCCGUCUUCCAGCUAGUCAGGAAAUGUUUCAGCCGGAAACAGCGCGUGAAUGUUGUUGCUAGAAAGCAAUGAGCUUUGUUGGAGAGUUUUUUUAACAACAGAUUGGAUAUACUGUCUACUCCGGGCGCCUUCAUAUUUUCACCGCGUUUUACGGCAUCACGUACUUCAUUCUCUGUCACUCAACCCUCAAACGCAGCGUCGUCAAUUUACUCAUCAAGCUGCAGAAUGGUGUCGUCCUUCAGUGGCGGGAUGACAGAAGGCCACUGCUUCAGAAUUUUGGCUACUUUCCAGAACGACUUCGAGUAGUCGCUUAGUUGUUGUACACUGCUGGUAAAGUGUUGAUUUCUGAUCAUCAACAUUCGAUCUCUUAUCACGCUGUUGAGAUGGAUGACACCUUGCUUUUCCUGAAGGCAGCCGGUGCGCUGGAAUUUAUUUAUUUAUUUAUUUAUUUAUUCAUUUUCGUCAAACGAAUGUAGACUACAUACUUAUAUAUUAAUGUUACAAUGUUUUCUUAAGUUAAAAAUUAUUCCUACGGUAUAUGUUUUCUUUUUAGCUGUUUUUUUUAUUGUUGUGUCAAUAAAUUCGCAGUGCUGAUUGUAUAUACGUAUCAUGCGAUUAAUAGGAGCGUUGUUUGCAUAAUUUGUUCUGGAUGUUUUGGUUAGAAACAAAUUGCGUGUUCUUAGUUCACGCCCAGGUACAUAGAAAUUUAAUCUUUCUAGUAAUUCAGCUGAUUGUCCUCGUUGCGAAAUUAGAUCAUUAGCAAGCAUUGCAAUUUUACGGCGUUCCUUUAGUACUUGGAUGUUUAUGAGCAUGCAGCGUGCUUCAUAUGAAGGAAGUGGAAAUGAGGUCCAGUUCAACUUACGGAGUGCAAAUAAGAGAAACGGUUUCUGGACUGACUCAAUGCGUUCUUCAUGUACGACCAUAUACGGGUUCCUAACGAUGUUACAGUAUUCCAGAAUGGGCCUUACGUAUGUGAUAUACGAAAGCUUGAUUGUGUAUGAGUCGUGGAAGUUAUGUGAGAAGCGUUUGACAAAGCACUAUUUGCCUUAUUGAUUACAGAGUUGUAGUGUUCAAUGAAUGUGAGUUUACAGUCCAGGACGAUGCCUAGAUCUCUAACUAUUUCACAUUUCUCUACAUUUUGAUUUCCAAGACGUAUUACAAUAUUUGGACAUGAUUUUUUCUGCUAAAUGUAAUGGAGUUGCAUUUUUGUACAUUUAGUUUUAAUAGAUUUUUAUUACGCCAAAUAUGGAAUACAUGUAUUUCGUUUCGAAAUGCUUCGAUGUCGUUUUCAUUUCCAAUUUCCGCGAAAAGCUUCAUGUCGUCGGCAUACACAAGUACAUUGAUACGCUUGAGAACGAAUGAGAUGUCAUUAACGUACAGAAUGAAAAGAAGAGGACCAAAAUGAGAGCCUUGUGGGACCCCCGACUUUUACUGGAUUUGAGAGAGAAUAUUGAAAAUGAACAAUUUGUUCACGAUUUGUUAGAUAACAAUUGAGCCAGUUUAAGAGUCCUUGUUCCAUUCCAAUUUUCUGAAAUUUGAAGUGUAGUAAUGGAAUGUCGAUGCGGUGCUUUACUGAAGUCAGUGUAAAGAGCUUCUACAUGUUUACCAUUUUUCAUUGCAUUCAAAAUAAAAGACACAAAUGCCAACAUAUUGGUAGUAGUUGAGCGGCCUUUGAAGAAGCCAUGUUGCAUACACAUUAUUCUAUUCUUUACUUGUUGGAAGAAUUUUUCAUUGACUAUUGCUUCGAAUAGUUUAGGAAUGCAAGAGAUAAUGGCAAUUGCGCGGUAAUUACGUACGUCAGAUUUAGCGCCUGAUGUGAAGAUAGGUACCAAAAAAAGAUUGUUUCCAUUUUUCUGGGAAUAUUCCAGUUUGUAGUGACAUAUUGAAAAUGCAAUACAAGGGAAGGGUGAGUUCCUCAGCCAGGUUCUUCAGAAACACAAGUGCUAUUCCGUCAGGUUCUGGUCCUUUCGUUCCAUCUAAUUUCUUUAAUGCAUGGCAUAUUUCUUGUUGUGAAAGAUAGUUUACCGAUAUUUCAUUUGAAUAUUCCGGUAAAAAUGAAAAGUGGGAUCGCGAUUUUCUUCGGAAAAUGUGGUAAAUAUUUCCUGAAAGAAAUUUGCAAAGAGAUUACAAAUUUCGUUCGAAGAAUUCCCUACAUCUUCAUCGAGAUGCAUCUGCGAUGUAAAGUUAUUGCUUUUGAGCUUAGACUUUUCGUAAUUAAAGAAUUUCUACGGACAUAAUUUGACUUCUGUGUCGACCUUUCUAUUAUUCGAGUGCACAUUUAAUGGCAAAAUUUAGUUCUUUGGAAAUAUUCUGAUAUUCCAGCAAAUUUUGAUUACUUUUGUCUAUUUUGUAUUUUUUGUGUGCUUUUUGUUCUCUAUUCUUUAAUUUUCUUAUUUGAGCGUUAUACCAAAUUGGAUAUUUGCUGGUUGAAUUUCUUCGUCUUCUUUUCUUCGGCACAAAUUCUGAUAUUAUUUUAAUCAGAAUUUCUUGAAGAAUAUGUACGGAUAAGUUGACAAGUCGCCUCUUGACGGUGUCACGUUGCGGAACGAGUCGUCUUGUGUCAAUGUCAGUUUUGGUGAAAUGUUUUCUCACUUGGACCCGGCGAAUACAUGUUUCUUCUGCAGCGUGUAUGGCAUCCUCGAAGAUGCCCAACUGGUGGUCUAUGGCUUCAAGGGAUGAAAAGUCCGGUUCGUAGGAUGAGCUUCUAUCCACUAGACGACUGAGACGCAACAAAUUUGAUUAACUUCGGAAAUAAAGCUUAUUUUAGGACAUUUUCGAUGUGACCACCAGUGUUGCCACACGUACAGAUUUAUCUGGAAAAGGUACAUUUUUUUUUCGUUAUUUUUGGUACAGAUUCUGUACGGUACAGAUUACAGAUUGUCGUCAAAAAGUACAGCGUUUGGUUCAGAUUUUUCCCGCGUGUGAAAUUUCUCUCUUUUUUCAUCAGUAUUAUUACUUGAACUCACUAGAGAUGCAUCUCUUGGUAUGGAUGAAAACAAAUCAAAACGUAUCUAUGAAGCUUGAUGUAAAGAACAGAUUUGUGCCUCAUGCAUGUAUUUGUAGUAAGUAAAUCUAAAUAUAAAGUUAGUUAAUUAUAUAUAAUAUUUCCUAGUAAAUAAAUGGGUAUUUUUUCAUACUUCAUGAUUUUUCUCUACGAUGAGUAUUGCCGAUGGUACAGAUUUUUGGUACAGAUUUUUUGAAGAAAAGGUACAGGUGAGAAAGAUUUUUUACCCUUCGAGUACACAUGAAAAUGUGGCAACACUGGUGACCACCCCUUUUUUCGAUAACGCGUUUUUAACGGUGAACAAAAUUCUUCAUGCACAACUCUAACAUUACAACUUCGAUGCUGCUGAAAAUCCGAUUUUUUCUUCUUUAAGUUUUUGUGGCUUAUUAAAUGUCAAAUGUCACAUGGUCCGGUCUAACUUAACUAGUCCCCCCAAAGUUUUCAUUGUGUUCAAGGGAGAAGCGAGCUUGUCACUCCAGGUAAUUUAUUUCCAUCUUGAAGAAAACUUCCAACGCUGAAAUACAUACAUUGAAGGUGGCGAUAAGUCAAUAUGUAUGAAAUCAAAAUAGAACAUGGUAUCGUUAUUUAGUGGCCUCAUAUUAACACCACUCUGUAAAUUACAUUCUAUUAAAGCUUUCGCUCAUCCACUAGGUAGCUCACCGUCGAUCCCACCAUCAUCAUUUCCCUUCAUUGGGAUUUCAUUUUUCACAUCCUCCGGGGAACCUCCAACCGGGACGGGAGCUUACUUCCGUCUGCCUGUGAGUUCAUUUGCCAAUUGUACGGGCUAACACAUCGCAAAGCCGCAAAAAGGGGCGUUUAUCCCUAAGGUAUACUUCCUGUUGCGGGUGAGUCCCAUUCAUGCAACGUACUUCUCAUUCAUUCAUUAUGCCGCCCAUCGUUUUUUUUCUGCUGCCCCCGUCGUCGGUUGACUGAUGGAGACUGUCAGUGCGAGGUCAAAGCCAUUGGCUGACUAGCUGAGACAGACUGUCUUGAUCAAGCUUUCACCGAGCUUCGUUUCCGGACUACCUUUUUGUGGGUAUGCCUUAAAGUUAACCGAGAAUAUGAUGGUGCGGAAGAAAGUGAAAAAACUGCUUUAUAGAUAUUUCUGCGAAACUAACAUAAUUUCUGAUGUGAACAUGGGAACGAAAAAGAAAAGAUAAAAAUAUCACGAAAAUUAUUGUAAAAAACGUCCGUUAUGGUUUUGUUUCGGAAUUCUGAAUGGAAGCUCAACGUUAUUUACAAUAAUUUUCAUGAUAUUUUUUUUCAUCUUUCAUCAUCUGCAAUGUUUCUGACGCACUUUUACCAAGGUUCGCGUUAAAUUUGAUGAUUUUUUGUUGAAUUUCUUUAUUGCGGUGGUACAGUUACAAUAUCAAUUUAAUUCAUAUCUUGGAAAAUACUGUUCUUCAACACAAAGAUUGAUGUGUACAAUCAUUCAAGCUCAAUACAAUCUAAGUUUAUCUUUCACACGUUAAAAACGUUAGCAUUCAGCUUAUGCUGACAAAUCACAACGGUUCGUCCGAAAUGUCCGAUGUACGACGAUUGGUAUAAAUUUCAAUUCCCACUGAGAAUCAUAAAACAGCGACAUUCCUUGGUCUGAAGAGACCCCACAAGGUAGAGUCCCUUCGCUUUAAUAUCCUUUGUUUAACGACCAUAAUGUGCCUUCGCGUGUGCAGCCCAACCACAGCAUCACACUGCAUACCGCAGCACAGAUUCCAUUAGCCCUGUCCUGGUGUGUCCUAUGUGGUGUGGUGUACCAGGGAAGCAGUCAGCCAAUGAGCCAUCUGGGAAAUGUGUGGCGGAACCUUUGAAAAAAAGUUUAAACAUUUAUUAUUAUAUGGCUUUUUUUUGUGGAUGGUAAAACAUUCCGGAACAUCUUGCUGGGAAGCAACAUGGGGGUGAUUGAUGGGGACCUGGCUGUUAUCUUCUAUGGCAAGCCAUGGCAUCUAACUUCCAGGUCAUGAACGAAUAAUUGCUUCGAACCGCUCCCCAAAAUUGACCAAUGACCAACCGACUGAAAUUGAUUUUCUGUCGAUUCGAACGUCACGGUAAAUAAAUUUUACUUUUUUCUCCACUCGACACGUAUGAGUCAAUGUUUCCACCCUGUCGAGCAUCGGAGAAUUAAUAAGCAUAAUUCGAAGCGAUCACUUUCUCGUCCCCGUCUCGUUUGCCUGUCAAGUCCUAAAGCACCCUUCCGUCUCGUGGCAUCUCCUGGAUUGGCGGCUCUAAUCGCCGUCACAUAUGUGUCAAGCAAUUAAUUGAGUUAUAAUGAGUUUCAAAAUAACUUCCAAAUUGCUCCUCAAGAGUGUGACACCAUUCCUCCUUCCCCGUCAUGCGAGAGGGGAGAGCGAGUUUCGCAAGUCAAGCGUGAAUUUGCUAUAGCAGGAGGAAGAUGCUGUUCGACUUCGAGAGGUGGUAUACGAAACCACUCAUUCGUCACUGCUUGCACAAGUUUAAAGUGUUGACGAUUUUAAAACGAACUUUUCCCCUGAUAACUCGGGGGAAAGAAGCUCAAGUAUUUUCGCGAGUGCAAGCAGUUUUCGUGUUUUUCAAUUACGAGCUGAUUGAGGAAAAGUUCUGCCAAGCAGACUGUCGUCAACAUGACCCUCCAUCAGUCUCACAAAUGUUUGGGAGAGGCAACAGGGGUGCGGAUGCAUUAACUUUUUAUUUUGUACUGACGGUGUGAGGGUAUCAUUUUCCGCAAUGUUAAUUACGCGAACAUGUAUUGCAAUUGUUCGAAAAUGUGACAGAUCUGUGAUUGAUUGCGAUUCGGCAAUUGUCGAUGGUGCUGAUUGACAUUUUUCCCAUGCUGAAUUAUGCGCAAUGUUGGCGAGGAGGCGUUGGUAGUGGCUUGUAGUGUCGAUCGUUUUACCGAAUGAUGUCAUAGCAGAUGUGCUCGAGCACUCACGCACAACGCGGCACGACAAUGUGACAGUGACAUGUUACAUGUUCAUCGAAAAAUUUGUAGUGAAGGACAAGAAACAGUGAUUUAUGCGUUCGUAGGUGAUAUGAUAUUUGUAUAAGAAUUUUAACAGCGAGGAGUGAGUAAAACUUGUAUACUCUUCACACUGAAGUUAUUAGUAAUCCCAUGAUGAGGAAAACUAUUUCUAACAGAAAUCGUUUUCGAAAUAUUUAUACAAAAAAAGAUGGGUGAUAGAAGUUUUCAAUUUAUGUAAAGGACCAGGGUUUGUGUCCUUGAUAUACCCCUACAAGGUACAAGAAAGACGCACCACGCUAGAUAUGGGGUACAGACUAGGGGGGCGUUGCUGAUUAAUGGUCAGCUGCAUCCCAAUAGGAAGUAUUCCGUAUCGGGCACACGUACAGAGCAUCGAAGACUGCAACAUACCAAUUAUGAGAACACUUGUAAUACUAACCUCGAGCCAAUCGCGAGUAAUCGGUUACAAAAUACUAACAUAGUUGUAAGCAAACAUUGUCGAAAUGUUGAACUCCCGGCCCCGUUAGGCUGACGCCAUAUGAGCCUUAAUAAAAAUAUAUAUUUUGGAUAAAAAAAAAGGUACAAGUUGUACAUCUUGUACCUUGUAGGCGGUAUAUCAUCCAAGAAUCAUUUUCUCGUAACGACAGGAAGCGAGGUCUGGGGAGAACAGCAAGAAACAUUCCUUUUCCCCUUUGGGUUUAUUUCUUAAGUGUUGUUCAAAUCGACAUACAUGUAUUAUUCAGCGAAAAAUUUUCCCACCUUUUGAAUUGGUUAGCUAAGUGCGUUUUCAAAAUUUAGACCUACAUAGCCCAAAACAUUAAAAGUGUGGUGACCAUUUGAUGGUUGAGCUCUCAUGAGAAGCGUAGAGGGAUGCUUCCAUCAAAUAUAAUUUUUCUGUCUCACUCUAAGAUGUUAUCGAUAAGUCUUAAAACCAAUAAUAUUGGAGGAAUAAUAUUUUAAAAUGUCGACAACGCAAAUUCAGUUGCAUGCAAAUCGGAAUGAGAACGUCUGACAGCUUUGAUGGAUGAUUUGUUUGUUGUUUCAUAAAAAAUAAUACAAAAUUCAUUCUUCAGCUGGACCUUUGAACUACAGCUCCGAAAUUAUUUAAAACAUAAUAAACAUUUUGCAUGGAUAUGGAAUAGCUCUUCUACAGAACUCGGUUUCUUCAUCCUGGUGGAAUAAACGAACUACUAUCUCUAUUGCCAAUGGAAAUAGUUCGAUUGAUCGCAGUUUAUCUGUGUUACUUUCAGGAUACUGAUUUCAGUGAAGAAAUUUAACGAUAUGAGAAAAAUAUAGAUGUACGACCAGGCAGCAUUCUCAUGCAGCUCAACUCUUUUAUUGAUAAAUACGGAUUACUCUUGGUGAGCGGAAUGUUUGAAAAUUCUUGAAAAUUCAGAACAAAAGCUAGUUAAUUUCUGAAUAUAAAUGUCUCCACGUGGACAUUAUCCUUAGUAGAAGUUUUGGCAGCCCGAAAAAAUGCUGUGGGUUUAUCGAAACAGCUGGAGACGGUUAAUGCAUGAUUCAUUCUUGUUCUCGUGAGAGCAAUACACAAGCUGGACUUAUGACAUUUGUGUCCUUAUUGACAAUGUACGUAAUGUAUUUUUCCACACACAUACUGCAGCCAUAUACGAUUCUUUAUUCGUACUACCACCACCAUUUUCAAUGUAUAAAAUAGUCGUCCGAUCGCUAGCUGAAACUGAUGAAUAUAAUGUGUAUGAUAACACAUGAAAACAAUAUCAAUGUUUUCCUGUAUACACUGCGUUUCAUAGCUAUAGAACCACUCAAUUUUUCUGAGUUUCCAGAGAUAUGUAAGAAGUCGAUUGAAUAGAAGUAUGUAGUGUAGAAUACAAUAACUAUCUUCCUUCAUAAGACUGGCCAUUUGAACUUUUUUGCUGUGUUCAGGCGCGAAACAUCCAGAAAACUAAAAUUCACCUUAUGCUUGAAGAUUUUUAUGACUUUUUUUCUCUUCAAAUAAAUACCAAUAAUGCCUUCUGUGAGUACACGAGUUACGAUUGUUCGCGUGAGUAUACUGCCGUUCUCCGCAUAGUUGUCCUAUGUUCAAAAAUUAGCAACUGAGAAAAACGCAAUCAAAGCUUUCUACCAUAUUUGUCUACCUGUCUACCUUAACCUUAAGCAUUUCAGUUUAGCAAUAUAUUGGAUUUUUUUUAUAAGUAGAAAACUAUUGUUUAAUGAAAUAUGAACAGAUUCCCUCACUUGAAUCAAUCAAUCUUGGUUAUGGGCUUAAACAUUCAUGAUGGGACAGUUAUGCCUAGAAUAUCAACAUGGGACAAUUGAACUUGAUGUUGUAUUUUGAAAUACUAGGAACAAAUAAUAAGUUUUUUUUCCGAAAGAUUAUGCAUAAAAACAUCGUUUAUGAAGAAGUGAUCUGCGAUACCUUUGCAGAAUAUAAAUCCCAUUGUUAUUAGGCAUUCGCCAACUAGAUGUUCUGUUAAACUUUAUUUUAUUAGUUUAAGAUUUGGUUCGUUAUUCGCUCAAACCAGAAAUGAGUGCAUUAGCUUUGCUGAAGGCGUGACAUAAAAUUCUUGUACUUGAACCGAUUUAUUUAUUAUCGAUCGACAAAAAAAACAUGGUGGGACAGUUAUGCUUAGAAUAUCAACAUGGAACAAUUUAGCUUGGUGUUGUUUUUUUUAAAGCUGGGAAUAAACUAUAACUUUUUUUUUGUGUUUUUCCGAAUAAUUAGGCAUGAAAACAUUGUUUUAUGACAAAAAGGGAAAAUUGUCAAAAAGUAACAUGGGACAACUAUGCGUAGAACGGCAGUAUAGGUAUAGUGUUAAGGAAUUUCUCGUGAAAUUUAGUUUAUUCGACCUGAUAUCUUUGACAAAUCAUCAGUUUUGACGACUGUUUACACAUUCUAGGAUAGAUGAACAGGUGUUUUGUUUAAUCUCAGCGAUUAAUUCGAAUAAAAAUUACUUUGAAAGCGUAAAGGGAUGGGGCAAAGUGAUCAGUGGUGGAUAACGACUUAUAAUGUUCUGUUUACUGAAGCUGAUGUACCUUAUCACAUUCUGCUCUUGAAGAGGUCCCUUUUGUGGCUUUGGUCCUGGAAAAGUAUGCCACACUAAUUAAACCAAGCUUCAUUAUGCGAAACGUUAUGUGUUUCGUUUUGUGUUUUACUAAUGUGUUUGCAUACAUGAGAAAAUUUUAAUUACGACCCUAGGUAUAUGGGCCAAGCUCAUUUCAUUUAUUUGUCAAUUCAUCAAUUCAUCAUACAUGUAUCUAUUGUUCCAAUAAUGAUUAAAAUAAAUAAAAAAAACGCAUAAAUUUAUCCCAUUUAAUAUGAUACGCGCUGCAAGCCAAAUUUCAACAAUAAGUUGAACUACAAUAUUCUUCGAAAAAUGGGUAUUGAUGCGGUAUGUGGACGCACGAAAAAGACACAUUUUUUAGAGCUAUGCUCCCACUUCCCCUACUGCUUGUAAGCUUCAUCUACUAUUCGUACGAUCACUCCCUAUAAGUUCUAGAUAGGGUUUUGAUCUGGUAAACAAGCUGACCAGUCCAGAAUCUGGGGCUUCAGAUUCAUGACUUUCCGGAUUUUAUGAAUUGAUGCCAAAUGACCCAAUUAUCACGGUGUAAUUUUUCAACUCGUAACUUUGCAGGCGGAAAGUUACUUUAGUUUGAGGUAAAUAUUUUCAAAAAAGACCUGGUUUAGAUAGCUUGUCAUAAACACGAAUGAACAGUCAGAAGUGCAACGAAGUACUUCAGAAUCAUUUACCGUCGAUGGGGAUGAAAAUAGGUUAUGAGGGUGAAAUUGGGUCAAAAAUGGAGAAAGUUACUAUUAGUAAUAUCUUGAAAAAUAUUGCGAAUAUAUUUGAAAGCUGUGAGCCGUUUAAUAGGAGACAUAUUUCCACAACUUCCAAUGCAUAACACUUAACUGUAGUACAAAUAAUUAUUAUUUAAUAAUUCAUCAAAGUUUGAUGUGUAAAUAGCCAUCAAAUAACACCUUAGAAAAAAACUCAUGCCCAGCAUUAUACAGAACUACUAAAAUUGUAAAUAUUGGAUAGAAUUAUUCUUUAAAGUCUUGCCAGAUGAGUCAUUACUGAUUUUGAACAUUUUUCCAUUCGAAUUUCAAUAUUUUCGAAAUAAUCUCUUAUUAACACUAAGUGGGGAUGAUGGGUCAUGCACAAAAUUGAAUUCCAUGCAAAACCGACAUAGGGAUUGUCAGAUUUGCAUGAAAAUUGGUAGUUUUAUUCCUCAACGUAAAAUAGUAGAUCCGUAUUUUUUAUUUUUUUCAUCAGGGUGGCCAUUUCCAUGUUGAUAUUUCCAUUUUAUAGUGGUCCGAAAAAUCAUCUUUUCCCCUUUUUCUUUUUCUUU